ACCUUACUUUUUCCCUAAGCACAUGUCAAAACAAAAAUUUUCAAAACAUAGGAAAUUUACAUUUAGUCCAAAAACACGAUGAAAUUUAAUAAGAAGAACAAAUUUAGGCCCGCAAAAACGCCAGAAGUAGAACCCGAUGACGAUGAUCUGGAGGAGCAGUACCAGGAAACACCCAAAUGGUAUGAAGACAAUAUUGAGGAGCCAAAGAGUUUUGAAAAUGUUACUGAGCAAGUUUUAAUUGAGUUAAAAGAUGAAGCAAAGAAGUGCCAUGAUGCUGAAGUGGCAAAUUAUAAUAUUAAAAAUUCAAAAACAAAUUCAAAUUACCAAUGGAUGAAGACGGUUAUGAAUAGCGGUACAGUUUCCGAUAAAAUAGCUGCACACACAGUAGCCAUUCAGGACAACCCUGUUUGCAACUUAGAGACCUUGACAAACUUAGUAAAUAUGGUCAAGGUUGGCAAAAAGAAGGAAUGCUUUACAGUAAUGGAAACCUUGACAGAGCUGUUUCUGUCAGAUUUACUGAAACCUGAUAGAAAGUUACAACCUUUUCAUUCAAAACCUUUGUCCGCUCUAAACGAUAUUUCGUCGGGCAAUGCAAUUAAAAGGAGAAAAAUUUUAAGCUGUUGGUAUUUUGAAGAUCAAUUGAAAGAAGUUUAUACUAAUUUUGUUUUGGCAUUGAAUAAGGCGGCACAAGAUACAGUGGAUACCAACAAAGAAAAGGCUAUUACUGCUAUGUUCAAGCUGCUUAGUGGUAAUCCAGAGCAAGAGAAGAACCUACUUUCAUACCUAAUAAACAAACUGGGAGACCCCUCGCAGAAAGUAGCCUCCAAAACAAUCUACUGCCUCACCCAGUUGCUUUUUAAACAUCCAAACAUGCAAUCGGUGGUCCUAAAGGAAAUAGAGAAGCUCCUAUUUCGUCCCAACGUAAAUACCCGAGCUCAAUAUUAUUGUCUUUGUUUCUUGAGCCAGUUUUAUUUGAGCCACGAGACAUCGGACGUCGCUAAGAAAAUGAUUGAAAUUUAUUUGUCGUUUUUUAAAGCCUGCGUUAAAAAGGGUGAAGUGGACAGUAGAAUGAUGUCCGCAUUACUGAUGGGUAUAAACAGAGCUUACCCAUAUUCAAAAAUGGAAUUUGAAGAUAUGUCUCCGCACGUGGACACGUUAUAUCGAUUAGUUCAUCUUGCUAGCUUUAAUAUUGCCCUGCAAGUACUUAUGUUACUUUAUCAUGUUACUGGGGAAAAGAUGGCUGAUCGGUAUUAUAGUGCUCUUUAUAGGAAGCUAGCAGAUCCCAAACUAUUAACCACCACACAUCAGGCCAUGCUAUUAUCUUUGUUGUAUAAAUCUUUGCUUAAAGAUGAACAAAUCAAUAGGAUAAAAAUGUUUAUAAAACGACUGUUGCAAGUCUCCUUAUUUGUCCAACCGUCAUUUUCAUGUGGGAUCCUUUAUCUGGUGUCAAAACUAAUUACUAAAAAACCCGAUUGCCAAGCACUGACAUUAAAAGAACUUAACCUGCCCGAAUUGGAUAAAUUCGAUGAUGGAGAAGAAAAAUAUUUCGAUAUUAAAGAUGAAAAAGAAGAUUGGGAGCUCGAAGUGCAAAAAGAAGAAACAACAGAUCAAUCCACUGAAAAUAAUGUAGUAGAUGAAACGAUAGAAAUAAAGGAGGAGGAAGAUGUAAAACCGGAUUUGCAAGAAAUUUCGUUUAAAGGUUCCAGUUGGGUUCACACGUCAAAGAUUGAUAAAAAACCCAUUUUAAAAUACAAUCCGCUAGCCAGGAAUCCGCUUUAUGGUGGUGGCGAGUUUUUAGCCUAUAGUGAGUUGAGGUAUUUCAGGCGCCACUUCCAUCCUACAGUUGCUUUAUGGACCGAGGAGUUGCUUAAAGGGGAAAAGCUGAAAUAUAGUGGAGAUCCUUUGAAGGAUUUUACUUUGAUACGAUUUUUGGAUAGAUUCGUCUUUAAAAAUCCAAAAACUAUGGAAGAUAAAACAGGAGCUCAUCCCACUUUUGGAAAAAGGAAAUUUUAUAGACCCAAGGGUGUCAAAAUGCUUUCAGUUAAUUCUAAAAGUUAUCUUAAUGAAGAUGAAAAGAAUAUUCCUGUUGACGAACUGUUUCUUUACUCCUUUUUACAGAAAAAAUAUCAAAAUAGGAAAUUGAUUGAAGACGAUGAUGAUAACAGCGAUCUUGAGUCAGUUCAAAGCGAAGAAUUUGAGGAAAUGCUUGAUAAAAUGGCUGGUUUAAAGGAUGAUGAAAGUGACGAAGAAAUUGACUUUAUGGGAGAAAUAGGAGACAACUUAAAGAAAAAACCUGAAAAACAGAAAAAGAAACGGAAAGGUGAGGAGGAGGAAGAAGGGACUGAAGAUGAAGGUUCAUUGGGAGAGUUGGAAGAGGAUGAAGAUGGUCUUGACGACGAGGAACCUGAACUUAGUGACGAUGGUAAUGAAGAGAUGGAAGAGGAUGGUGACGACGGGUUAGAGGCCACAGAAGAGGAUUUGGAUCUUUUUGAUGGUUUAAGUGACGAUGAUGAAGAUGAAGAUCUGGUUUUUCCGUCAGAUUCAGAAGAGGAAAAAAAUCCUAAGAAAAAUCUUAAGAAGGCUUUAAAAACUAAAGCCAAAAAAGACGAUAUGUCUUCAGUGUUUGCUUCGGCCGAGGAAUUUGCCACGCUACUAGAUGAAGAAGGCAGUUCAAAGCAGAAACCUGGUACUUCUAAUGUGAUGGAUAAUAGGGACAAAGCCAGUCAGAAACAGUUAGCGUGGGAGGACAAAAGAAACCGAUGGAUUAAAGGGUAUAACAAAGCAGUCAAAGAUAAAGGUGGUAACUUUUCAAAUAAAAGACCUAAUAAAAGCAAAUUUAGUAGUAAAAGUAAAAAGCUGAAAAAGAGAUGAAAUGUGAGUUAUCUUCUUAUAAGUUUGAGUUGCUAGUUAAGUUGUAAUAAAAUUGUUAUAAAGUAA
Anthonomus grandis grandis is the source of this 2937-nucleotide messenger RNA. It is a transcript of the gene Noc1, whose product is annotated as CCAAT/enhancer-binding protein zeta. Gene Ontology annotation, cellular component: nucleus. NCBI's taxonomy places the organism in Eukaryota, Metazoa, Arthropoda, Insecta, Coleoptera, Curculionidae. The transcript has 10 exons. The record is from RefSeq and is a predicted model, not a curated record. Bases 79 to 2871 code for a protein of 930 amino acids.